AUGACCUCUAGUGGCCAAAAUACAAAAGCACAAGUGCAGAAGCUCGUUUUUGUGAAUAACACUGAUGUUGUUGUUCUGUCUUUAACAGGCUUUUUCAGCCUUCGCUUCUGUCUUCCUCGUCAGUAUCACUUCAUUAAUGAGAAUAAGACCUGGUCUGAAGCACAGAGAUACUGCAGAGAGAAUUAUGUUGAUUUAGUCUCUAUUAAUAACACUGAAGAGGACUUGGCCCUUAUGAACACAAUAGGCAUCUGGAAGAGCAACAGAACCUGGAUUGGACUGUAUGAUGAUCUGAACAGCUGGAAAUGGUCUCUGGAUGAUGAUUCUUUCUACCAGAACGAAGAGAGAGACUUUAGAAGCUGGUAUAAAAACAAACCAAGGAACUGGAAUGGAGAAGAUUUCUGUGUGUUUUUUGCAGUUUAUUAUGCAGGUUGGAGGGUGGCCUCUUGUUCUACAACACUUCCAUUCAUGUGUUUUGAUGGCAGAGUGAAUGCCAGUGAGAGGUAUAUUCCAGUUUAUCAGCACAUGAACUGGACUGAAGCUCAGAGAUACUGCAGAGAGCAUUACACAGACCUGACAAGCGUGAGGAACGAGACUGAAAACCAGAAGAUCAGAUCAUUAUUAGCUGAUAAAAAGCAAUUAGACGAUAAUCAUUAUUAUAAAUACUAUGGUGAUAAUUAUUAUUUCCAUUAUUAUUAUAACUAUCAUAUGCAUAAACCAUUUUGGAUCGGCCUGUACAGAACCAGGUCUUGGUCAGACCACAGCAACUCUUCUUUCAGCAACUGGAAACCUGGACAACCAGGUAAUUAUAGCCAAAAUGAAUCCUGUGCUGCCGUCUCAUUUAAUUAUGAUUAUUAUUAUGGGAAAUGGACAGAUGAAAACUGUGGUCAAACUUUUCCAUUCCUCUGUUACAGUAGGUAAAUUUCUGUUAUGUCAUGAAUAAAACUGACAAAGCACUUUUAAAUAUAAGCUCUACAGUGUUUGAUGAUAGUGACAGUAGUGUUAAUAGUACAGAUGUUCUUUCUUUACUUUUACUUACAUCUAACGAAGAAAAAAACAACUUAUUCUUUAGCAAUGUCCUCAAACUCCUCUCAUCAGUAUCACUUUGUUAAUAAAAAAUAAGACCUGGACUGAAGCCCAGAGAUACUGCAGAGAGAAUUACACUGACCUGGCUACCAUUGAUAACAUGGAGGAAAUUAACACACUCCUAAACACAGUAAAUGGCAGCUACUGAGCUUUAACCUGGAUUGGACUGUAUGAUGAUGUGGACAGUUGGAAAUGGUCUAUGGAUAAUAAUUCUUUAUACCAAAAUGGAGAAAGAAACUUUAGUAACUGGUACA
Messenger RNA from Hemibagrus wyckioides, 1337 nucleotides. RefSeq names its product C-type mannose receptor 2-like. NCBI's taxonomy places the organism in Eukaryota, Metazoa, Chordata, Actinopteri, Siluriformes, Bagridae. The coding region runs from base 1 to 918 and encodes 305 amino acids. The transcript has 3 exons. The record is from RefSeq and is a predicted model, not a curated record.